Molecule: messenger RNA, 1293 nt
Organism: Microthlaspi erraticum
Lineage: Eukaryota; Viridiplantae; Streptophyta; Magnoliopsida; Brassicales; Brassicaceae
Source: the annotation of a GenBank genome assembly
AUGAAUGGUACUGACUCUUCUCGUGUAUCGCGUCACCAGUUUGACAGAUUCAUACCCAACAGAUCGGCCAUGGAUUUCGAUUACGCUCACUUCGCGCUCACAGAAGGAAGGAAAGUCGAAGAGUGCUCAUCGCCGUCUAAGCUCGCUUACAGAACGCGAUUAGCCGAGACUAUGAAUCUGAAUCGCAGUCGCAUCCUCGCCUUCAGAAACAAACCUCCUCCUCCUCCUCCGCUGCUUCCCGGUGCUCACUCUCCUUCUCCUCUCCCCCAACAAUUCAAACCCUUCAAGCCUCGUAGACACAUUCCUCUGGCUCCCGAGCGAACCCUAGAUGCGCCUGACAUUGUUGACGACUUUUACCUCAAUCUGCUUGACUGGGGAAGCGCUAACGUGUUAGCAAUAGCUCUGGGGAACAGUAUUUUCCUAUGGGAUGCUUCCUCUAGCUCUGUAUCCGAGCUUAUGGCCGUUGACGAAGAGAAAGGACCCGUGACGAGUGUAAGCUGGGCUCCUGAUGGUCGUCACGUUGCGGUUGGGCUCGACUGUUCUCAAGUGCAGAUUUGGGAUUCUGAAGCCAAUCGUCUGCUGAGAACUUUCUCAGGCUGUCACCACUCGAGAGUAGGAUCGUUGGCGUGGAACAAUCACAUUCUGACGACAGGAGGAUUGGAUGGGAAGAUCAUCAACAACGACGUGCGUGUUAGCUCACACGUUGUGGGGAGUUAUAAAGGUCACAGUCUAGAGGUUUGUGGGCUCAAGUGGUCAGGGUCUGGUCAGCAGCUAGCUAGUGGUGGCAAUGACAGUUUGGUGCACGUAUGGGAUCGUUGUAUGGGUAGUACGCAGUGGAUGCAUAGGCUUAGGGGUCAUACGGCUGCGGUUAAAGCUCUCGCCUGGUGUCCUUUCCAAAGUAAUUUGCUUGCAACUGGCGGUGGUGGAGAAGAUGGGAAGAUUAAGUUUUGGAAUACUCACACAGGGGCUUGCUUGAACUCGGUGGAUAAUGGCUCUCAGGUUUCUUGUUUGCUGUGGAGCCACAGGGAAAGAGAGCUGCUUAGCUCACAUGGGUCUAUGCAGGAUCAGCUUACGCUUUGGAAGUACCCGUCUAUGGUGAAAGUGGCUGAGCUCAGUGGUCAUACGUCGAGAGUUUUAUGUAUGGCUCAGAGUCCGGAUGGUUGUACUGUGGCAUCAGCAGGAGGUGACGAGACUCUGAGGUUCUGGAAUGUUUUUGGAACACCGGAGACGGCUAAAAAACCUGCUCCGGAUCGAGUUCAUGAGCCGUUUUCGAAUGUGUCUCGGAUUCGUUGA